Molecule: messenger RNA, 3275 nt
Organism: Lemur catta (Ring-tailed lemur)
Lineage: Eukaryota; Metazoa; Chordata; Mammalia; Primates; Lemuridae
Gene: POGLUT1
Product: protein O-glucosyltransferase 1
Exons: 11
Coding region: 80-1258 (392 amino acids)
Biological process (GO): protein O-linked glycosylation; positive regulation of Notch signaling pathway
Cellular component (GO): endomembrane system
Molecular function (GO): UDP-xylosyltransferase activity; UDP-glucosyltransferase activity
Source: RefSeq, a predicted model, not a curated record
CGGUGGCCGCCGCCAUCCUUGUGCGGGGCAGCGCUUCCGCCGGCGGCGCGGCGGGGACUCCGCAGUGGGUCGGCUGGCGAUGGAGUGGUGGGCGAGCUCGCCGCUUCGGCUCUGGCUGCUGUUGCUACUCCUGCCGCCAGUGCAGGGCCGCCGGAAGGAGUCAGGUUCAAAAUGGAAAGUAUUUAUUGACCAAAUUAACAGGUCUUUGGAGAAUUAUGAACCAUGUUCAAGUCAAAACUGCAGCUGCUACCAUGGUGUCAUAGAAGAGGAUCUGACGCCUUUCCGAGGAGGUAUCUCCAGGAAGAUGAUGGCAGAGGUAGUUAGACGGAAGCUAGGGACCCACUAUCAGAUCAUUAAGAACAAAUUAUACAGAGAAAAUGACUGCAUGUUCCCCUCCAGGUGUAGUGGUGUUGAGCACUUUAUUUUGGAAGUUAUUGGGCGCCUCCCUGACAUGGAAAUGGUGAUCAAUGUACGAGAUUAUCCUCAGGUUCCCAAAUGGAUGGAGCCUGCCAUCCCAGUCUUCUCCUUCAGUAAGACAUCAGAGUACCAUGAUAUCAUGUAUCCUGCUUGGACAUUUUGGGAAGGGGGCCCCGCUGUUUGGCCAAUUUAUCCUACAGGUCUUGGACGGUGGGACCUCUUCAGAGAAGAUCUGGUAAGGUCAGCAGCACAGUGGCCAUGGAAAAUGAAAAAUUCUACAGCAUAUUUCCGAGGAUCAAGGACAAGUCCAGAACGAGAUCCUCUCAUUCUUCUAUCUCGGAAAAAUCCAAAACUUGUCGAUGCAGAAUACACCAAAAACCAGGCCUGGAAGUCUAUGAAAGAUACCUUGGGAAAGCCAGCUGCUAAGGAUGUCCAUCUCGUGGAUCACUGCAAAUACAAGUAUCUGUUCAAUUUUCGGGGUGUAGCUGCAAGUUUCCGAUUCAAACACCUCUUCCUGUGUGGUUCGCUUGUUUUCCAUGUUGGUGACGAGUGGCUAGAAUUCUUCUAUCCACAACUGAAGCCAUGGGUUCACUAUAUCCCAGUCAAAACGGAUCUCUCCAAUGUCCAAGAGCUGUUGCAAUUUGUAAAAGCAAAUGAUGAUGUAGCUCAAGAAAUUGCUGAAAGGGGAAGCCAGUUUAUUAUGAACCACCUGCAGAUGGAUGACAUCACCUGUUACUGGGACAGCCUCUUAACUGAAUACUCCAAGUUCCUGUCCUAUAAUGUAACAAGAAGGAAAGGCUAUGAUCAGAUUAUUCCCAAAAUUUUGAAAACUGAACUCUAGUAGUCAUUAUAGGACCAUAGUUCUCUCUGUGGCAGCAGAUCUCAGAUAUCCUGUGAUAAGAAGCUUACCAUGAGCAUGGCACCUAAACCUUGAAUACCUUUAUGGAGCCAAAUAUCUGGUUUUCUUUAUCGUGCUGCACCCAGAAAAACUCUUGAGAAAGAUCCAAAAUGUGUAUAACACACAGAUAUGAAGCCACUCAACUCUGGCUGAAUAAGGACCAGGUAUCAUGAGAUGUGAAUUUUGGACCCAGUUCUACCUUUCAUUUUUUUAGGACCAAUCACAGCCUGUGCCUCAGAUCAUCUGCCCUGUAUGUCCAUCACUGUGAAAUUGACUUGUGUCCAUGUGAUGAUACCUUUCGUCCCAGUAUUUGGAGCAGAAAAUUCAUCACUUGGAACUAGUACAACUCAUUGCUGCAGCUCUGAAGUUAUUCUAGGCUUGAACUCUGUUGCUUUAUUUUACUGUAGGAGACCCUAUGGGAUUUGUGAAAAAUACUUGGGGAUCAUUUUGUGAAAGGUCUAAGGAAGCAGUAGUUGUGCCACACAAUGAUAUAGGAGUUCUUUUGUAAAAGCAUAAACUGUUCUUACUGAGGAGGUUUCUGUAAUGCUACAUAGAAAGGAACCAAUUCCAUGAGUAAUUAUUGCAGCUGGAUUUCAAGUUCCCUUUUUGUGCCUUCAUGCCCUUUUUAUUGUAUCUCUAAAGGAAAAAAAGGACAAAGACUUCUUAAUAAACUUAGGAAGUGGUCCUUACUCUUUAAAGGAACAGUACAUAAAAUGGCAACCCUUCCUUACCCUUUGCACACCCUUAACAUUGUUCUUUUUUAAAUUGGCCAUAGCUGGGUUUGUCCACACUCUGAAUGUCUUGCAGGGACUACAGGGAGUCUUCAUAUGUGAACAUGGCAUUCAGUUGGUAGCUUAGAGCAAUCAGCUUCAACACUUACUUAUGUAGGAUGUAUUUGUUUUUGUGCAGAUCCAUGUUGGAGUGGCUCCUUUGUCCUUUUUCCCUUUUUGAAAAAGACAUUUGGGUAGCAUUUAAUCACUCAGGGUACUCUCCCUAACAUAGUCAAAAUGAAGAAAAAUGUUUAUAUUAAAACUCUGUAGUCUGAUGGACUUAGAACCAUCCUUGACCCUUAUGCCCAACAUUUCCACAAAGAAAUCAGCUCUUUUCCUUUACCUUUUAAGAACUGUUCAGUAGUAACUGGUUUUAAAAUUAGUAAAUGUGAGAUUCAGUCACAUAAAAUCAGAGAUUUUAUUCCAUUUGUCACAAAUGUAUUUGGCCUUUAUGACUCUGUUUCACAAAAUUUUAAGUCUAAGGACUUAGAAAAGUUGAACAUCCCUUGUAAGGAAUAAGGCAGAUGUUUAAAGUGGGAUAUUUUUUUUUUCUUUUGGAGUACUAACAAAUCACAGGGACUGUGUCCUUAGGUGCUAUAAGUCUAGCCAUCCAGAUUUUGAGUUGUACUAUAGUUUUGCCUUGUCACUAUGAGGCCCUACAAGGUGUAAUCAUUCUCUGUAUUUUAAUUUUCCUCUCACCAAAAUAGGAACAAAAUUUGUUCUCCUUUGGAUUGGCAGCUGAAGCUUCAUUUCUCUGGGAAUGUUUCCCAUUUAGCUUCGAGUUACAGCUCAAAUAUCACCUUCUCUCUGAAUCCUUUCUUUCAUUUCUCUAGACAGUUAUGGGUUACCAUAGUACUUUGCUCAGAACUGUAUUAUAUGACCUCACAUUGCACUGUAGUUACUUGACUCUUUCUCCUACUGUUCUGUGAGCUUAUUGAUGGGUGGGGAUCAUGUUUUGCUCAUCUUGAUGUCUCCAUUAUCCAGCACAGUACCUCACACAGAGUAUAUACUAAAGAACUGGUGGUUGGGUGGAUGGAUGGAUGGACACAGUUGGUUUAACUAGAUCCUAUUUACAGUUUUCCCAGCCACUCACUCCAAGGCGGAUUGGAUAAGACCUUAAGGAUUGGAUCAAUGCAAAUCCUCACCUGCCCUUUGAAGAGUCAAUAAAGGUGUCUUUGUCUUUAAAUACA